Molecule: messenger RNA, 890 nt
Organism: Didymella exigua CBS 183.55
Lineage: Eukaryota; Fungi; Ascomycota; Dothideomycetes; Pleosporales; Didymellaceae
Exons: 1
Coding region: 310-522 (70 amino acids)
Source: RefSeq, a predicted model, not a curated record
UCCGUUCAACAGUAAAGAUUUUAUUCGCUCGAGUUCUACAGUUGGUAUGAUGUUCAGGCCCAUUCGGAUUAUGGCAGUCCUCUCCCGGCUUUUCAAGCCUUUCACAACUUCGAUAUCUGACUUUGGUACCUUCAGUGUGUUGUGGUGCAAGUCGGUCCUGUGGGCCUUGAUCAUCGCUCCUGUUGACUACCUUAGACUAGCAAGUCGCAGGGCAUGUAUAUGUGCUCGCCUCCUAGCUAGCAAGCAACUGAGCGCAGUUUUUCAUCGACUAUACAGCGGUUGCGUCUGCCGCAAUACAGUGUCUUCGCAAUGACGGCCCUGACUGCUGCGUUCGCCCCCCCCCUUCUCUUGCUUGGGCUGCUACAGAUAUCGAUGACCUUGUCGGACACAGCAGUGAUGCCCUCCCUGUUGGCACUGGCUCCUGAUUUGACAUGGCAAAGGAGAUGGAUCGUUUCUUUUGCCGCUCGACCUUUGAUGCCUUUGCCGGCUACAACCCUGAUUGCGGACAUUGUCAACCAGUAAACAGUGGGAGGCGAGACUGUCAGUUGUCCAAAUCCUCGAGCUUCAGGAUGACUUGGACUUCGAAGCAGCCCGGGUCGUUCGGCUGUAGGAUCCGUGACGACUCGCGUCGUCAGGAGGUGCAUCAGACAACAAUCUGAUCGUCAGCACUCAACCAUCGACCCCUUGAAGGCUUCUGUAGUCGUUGGCCGCAUGACGGGAAGCUUACAUCCGGUCUGAGCUUGUGGAGACGGUCUCGUGAUUUCGUGUUGGAUAAGAUAGCGGCUAAAGGAGCCCAAGACCGAGGGAAAGCGAUUGGGCGCAGCCGAGCAACGAUAGCAGGGCUCGUCGCACGUGCCAGCCAAUCACGCAAUAGGCGCUCGAGGCGGCCA